Molecule: messenger RNA, 2138 nt
Organism: Haliotis rubra (blacklip abalone)
Lineage: Eukaryota; Metazoa; Mollusca; Gastropoda; Lepetellida; Haliotidae
Exons: 8
Coding region: 119-1258 (379 amino acids)
Biological process (GO): proteolysis
Molecular function (GO): metalloexopeptidase activity
Source: RefSeq, a predicted model, not a curated record
GUGACCUACUCCCUUAUCAGCUGCUUUCAAACACAGAUAUAAAGCGGAAAGCUUUUAUCAUUUACUGCGUAAUUUCAGGGACGACAUUUGUCUAAGUAGCUAUCGGAAUCUUAUAACGAUGGUAUAUGCGUCGUGCCUCAUCCUUGUGGUUAUGGGGCUGGUGACCUCGAAUGCCGAUGUAGAUACGGCCUGGAUGAAUUCUACCCUUCAAAACCACUUCUCUAAGCCCCGGCACCAUGUCACCAACCCGACAUACAAAGCUGCUGCCAGAGACUUCAUCAUGAACGAGUUCAGAAGUUACGGAUUGGAUGUGUACAAUCAGACUUUCAACACAAAUCUUGUGACGGUGAAAGGUGUAAAUCUCAUCGGUAUUUCGAAGGGAAAAGAUUUCAAUACAAGUAAAGAUCAGAUUGUUGGAGUCGCAGCGCAUUACGACACCAUGAAUAACACACCAGGUGUCGACGACAAUGGUGCUGCGGUGGUGGCUAUGCUCCAAACUGCCAAACAUAUGGCCAAGUCCAGGCGAGACUUCACUGUGAUCUUUGUCGCCUUUGACUUUGAAGAAUGGAAAAACCUUACAGAAGAAGCGUGCACAUACCUUAGUUGUGGAAGCAGGAAGUUUGUCAGUGACUGGAUACCAUCCUUCUGGGCCACAGUUCCUGUUCUCAAGGGGUUUAUCGUCAUGGACACCAUUGCAAAUAUACAGGAAAAAACAGAUACCCAAGAACUCCCAGCGGGACUGGAGAAGUUUGCCCCGGGAGUUAACAACAGCGUUAACUCUGAUGGCAAAAGAGGAGACUUCCUCGCCGCAAUUGGGCGUCCCUACGACUCCGACGUCCUUGACGCCUUCGUCACAUCCUACGCCGCCUUGGGUAAAAAUGAGUUCGAGCUUGAGAAGAUCAACAUCAGCGUUCUGACCGACAAGACACUGACACAGCAGCAGUUCCUGAUAUUCAAUGACCUCAUAAGGAGUGACCAUUACUCUUUCUGGAAAAAUGGCAUGAGGGCAAUCUUCUUGACUGACACAGCUAACUUCCGAGGGUAUAUGAAGAAUUGUUACCAUAACUCCUGCGACACUCUCAGCCAAUUCACCCCCAAGAUGUUUCAGUUUCUCGGGAAGACUACCCAAGCUCUGAUUGAUACUGUCAACAAAUUGGCGCCAUCUACCGAUGCAUGUCCCCUGGUGGUCAAGGCAGCGUCAUUAACGACCCUGACAACGCUCUUAUGCAUCGUAUUUGGUUUCGAGGCACAUUUCUGAACGUGUAGCGCUUUCUCGAGACCAAUACUACCCCUUUACAUUUUACAUCGUCGAUUAACUUGAGUAUUAUAUGUCCAUUCUAACAUGAUAAAUAUCAUUCACUGAGCGCAACCAUUAGGUCUGGUUUGAAUAAAACAUCGACAGUUGCAAAAUUUGGUUUCGCUGUAAUGGCGAUAAAACAUGCAAUCUGAUUUGUGCACUUUGCAUAGACAGUUACAUAGUACACAGGGUUUAAGCAUGAUAUCACAACACCUCUCUAAAAAUGAACAAUGUUUUUCUCUCAACAAGACUAACUAUCCGUCCUCAGAGGGAAGCGACCAUAUAAUGUAUUCAAAACAGAAUUACAUAUUUAGAUUACAAUUUUAAAUUUAAAAAUUCGAAUGAAUUAAUGCAACGUUGCAUUAAAUCGACUCUUGCGCCCUCUACCUGUCGAACAUAAUUUCAUGCGAACCCCAUAGACCAACGUCCCGCUCUUUUCGAAUAUCCUACGCAAAAUCUGUCACUGAAACCACUUUUGCAAACGCCGAUAAUACCGCGUGCGACAACUUUCGAUGCAUGGAGCAAUUGUCUACAUUCCAUAUAUGGCAAGUGCUUUCUGUAUUGAAGCUGUUCGCCUCGAAGUUUCAAUUAUCGAUUUUAGGCAAGUCGUAAGGGAUAAUAAGUCUUUUACUGCGCCAAAAGGAAGCUAAAGUGAGUGCAUAUGCCCCAAUAUAUAUGAUAUAGGCCAAAAUAUGGUAAAAGAUGUGUGACAUUGUGUCCUUUAAGUUCAGUAACAGAUCCCCAUCAUUGCAAAACAAUACGUUGAAGUCAAAUCGUAACUCUGUAUAUCCCUGUCUCAUAGACUUAACGCUUGUAAAAUUUUAAUAAACUUGUUACUGAC